Molecule: messenger RNA, 2946 nt
Organism: Balaenoptera acutorostrata (minke whale)
Lineage: Eukaryota; Metazoa; Chordata; Mammalia; Artiodactyla; Balaenopteridae
Gene: THAP12
Product: THAP domain containing 12
Exons: 8
Coding region: 348-2909 (853 amino acids)
Molecular function (GO): protein dimerization activity
Source: RefSeq, a predicted model, not a curated record
GCGGGGGAGGAAGGCUGAGGGAAGAGAGGGCACCCCCGGGCGCCAGGGUGCAUUGUGGGAAGGAGGCGGCAGCGUCCCGGGCGGGCGGGAGGUGCACCAGCGGCGGCGGCGGCGGUAAAUCCUCCCGGCCGCUCACAGCACUGUGGAGCCGCAUCCCCAGCCCGGCCUCGGACCGCGGCGCCCCUCCUGCCCCUCGCGGCUUCUCUCCCGCCUGCCCCUCCCCCCGGCGCGCCGGCCCUAACGAGCCGGCCGGCCGGCCUGGCUCCCCUCCCCGGCCCCGACGGGCGGGCGGGCUGCCCUGAGGAGGCGGGGAGGGGAGGGCUGGGCCGGCCGGCGGGCAGACGACGAUGCCGAACUUCUGCGCGGCCCCCAACUGCACGCGGAAGAGCACGCAGUCGGACCUGGCCUUUUUCAGGUUCCCGCGGGAUCCAGCCAGAUGCCAGAAGUGGGUGGAGAAUUGUAGGAGAGCAGACUUAGAAGAUAAAACACCUGAUCAACUAAAUAAACAUUAUCGAUUGUGUGCCAAACACUUUGAGACUUCUAUGAUCUGUAGAACUAGCCCUUAUAGGACAGUUCUUCGAGAUAAUGCAAUACCAACAAUAUUUGAUCUUACCAGCCAUUUGAAUAAUCCACACAGUAGACACAGAAAACGAAUAAAAGAAUUGAGUGAAGAUGAAAUCAGGACACUGAAACAGAAAAAAAUUGAUGAAACUUCUGAACAGGAACCAAAACAUAAGGAAAUAAACAACAGCAAUGCUCAGAACCCCAGUGCAGAAGAAGGGGGUGAAGAGCAGGAUGGAGACAUUUUACCUUUAACCCUUGAAGAGAAGGAAAAUAAAGAAUACUUAAAAUCUUUAUUUGAAAUUUUGAUUCUUAUGGGAAAACAGAACAUACCUCUGGAUGGACAUGAAGCUGAUGAAAUCCCAGAAGGUCUGUUUACUCCUGAUAACUUUCAAGCACUGCUGGAGUGCCGGAUCAAUUCUGGUGAAGAGGUUCUGAGAAAGCGCUUUGAGACAACAGCAGUUAACACAUUGUUCUGUUCAAAAACACAGCAGAAACAGAUGCUAGAGAUCUGUGAGAGCUGCAUUCGGGAAGAAACCCUCAGGGAAGUGAGAGACUCUCACUUCUUUUCCAUCGUCACUGACGAUGUGGUGGACAUAGCAGGGGAAGAGCACCUGCCUGUGUUGGUGAGGUUUGUUGACGAAGCUCACAACCUGAGAGAGGAAUUUGUGGGCUUCCUGCCUUAUGAAGCUGAUGCAGAAAUUUUGGCUGUGAAAUUUCACACUACGAUAACUGAGAAGUGGGGAUUAAACAUGGAGUACUGUCGUGGCCAGGCUUACAUUGUGUCCAGUGGAUUUUCUUCCAAAAUGAAAGUUGUUGCUUCUAGACUUUUAGAGAAAUAUCCCCAAGCGAUCUACACACUCUGCUCUUCCUGUGCCUUAAAUAUGUGGUUGGCAAAAUCAGUGCCUGUUAUUGGAGUAUCUGUCGUGUUAGGAACAAUUGAGGAAGUUUGUUCUUUUUUCCAUCGAUCACCACAACUGCUUUUAGAGCUUGACAAUGUAAUUUCUGUCCUAUUUCAGAACAAUGACGAAAGGGGCAAAGAACUGAAGGAAAUUUGCCAUUCUCAGUGGACAGGCAGGCAUGAUGCUUUUGAAAUCUUAGUGGACCUCCUACAAGCACUUGUUUUAUGUUUAGAUGGUAUAAAUAGUGACACAAAUGUUAGAUGGAAUAACUGUAUAGCUGGCCGAGCAUUUGUACUCUGUAGUGCAGUAACAGAUUUUGACUUCAUCGUUACCAUUGUUGUUCUUAAAAAUGUUCUAUCUUUUACAAGAGCCUUUGGGAAAAAUCUUCAGGGGCAAACUUCUGAUGUCUUCUUUGCAGCCAGUAGUUUGACUGCAGUGCUGCAUUCACUAAAUGAAGUGAUGGAAAAUAUCGAAGUUUAUCAUGAAUUUUGGUUUGAGGAAGCCACAAAUUUGGCAGCCAAACUUGAUAUUCAGAUGAAACUCCCAGGGAAAUUUCGCAGAGCUCAGCACAGUAACCUGGAAUCUCAGCUAACCUCUGAGAGUUACUAUAAAGAAACUCUAAGUGUUCCAACAGUGGAACACAUUAUUCAGGAACUGAAAGAUAUAUUCUCAGAACAACACCUCAAAGCUCUUAAAUGCUUAUCUCUGGUACCCUCUGUCAUGGGACAGCUUAAAUUCAAUACAUCAGAGGAGCAUCAUGCUGACAUGUACAGAAGUGAUUUACCUAAUCCUGACACACUCUCUGCUGAGCUGCAUUGUUGGAGAAUCAAGUGGAAACACAGAGGGAAAGAUAUAGAACUUCCAUCCACUAUUUAUGAAGCCCUUCAUCUGCCAGACAUCAAGUUUUUUCCUAAUGUUUAUGCAUUGCUGAAGGUCCUGUGUAUUCUUCCUGUGAUGAAGGUUGAGAAUGAACGCUAUGAAAAUGGACGAAAGCGUCUCAAAGCAUACCUGAGGAACACUUUGACAGACCAAAGAGGACUAGACAGGACAGCUUGCUCAGGAUCAAACCACUCGGUGGUGGCAGAGGCCAGGGGAGAACAGAAGUGUCCCAACAGUGCUGUGCUCUGUCCUACCACACAGACGAAACUGAAGAUGGAAAGCCUGAAAGAAUCAUUUCUUGGCAGGGUCUGGGACACUUGUCAGGCAUCUCUAGGAUUUUGCCAGGAUCCAAGAAGUCUUCAUCAUGGUGCAGAAAGCAUGAGACCCAAGCCUCGACAGAUGAGCUGGAACUUUGGCAGGAAGAAGUGGGUUAAAACAAAGAGCAGUCCAGAUGGAAGGGAUGGUGUGAGCAAAGGCAGAGAAGCUGUAAAAUCUGUGAGAAGUGUUUUGCUUUUUUCCAAUUGGAUACAAAAUAUGAACAAAGGUAUUUUUCCUAUCACUUUAUAAAAUAUUAAGGGAAUUAGCAUUCUGUCUUGUGUGUGUU